Messenger RNA from Gekko japonicus, 2259 nucleotides. It is a transcript of the gene PBXIP1, whose product is annotated as pre-B-cell leukemia homeobox interacting protein 1. The transcript is spliced from 11 exons. The record is from RefSeq and is a predicted model, not a curated record. Bases 166 to 2238 code for a protein of 690 amino acids. NCBI's taxonomy places the organism in Eukaryota, Metazoa, Chordata, Lepidosauria, Squamata, Gekkonidae.
CACCCCUUUCUUCUCCGCAGGGAAAGUUUCUGCGAAGUUCGGGGAACGAACUCUUCGGCAGAAGCCGGGACUUUGGCCCCCCGUCGGGAUCUGGGGCGCCGGAGGCACGGGGGAGACCCUGCUGGACGAAGGUGGUAGCCGUGGGUCCCCGGGGCAUGAGCAGAGAUGGCUGACAACUCGGACUCGCGGGAGUCGGAUAAUAACAGUUGGGUCAUUGCCGGAUCCGAGGCACUACCUGUGGAAGAACUGAGUGCAGAAGGUGUGGAGGAAAUUGUGAAAGAAGCUGAACUGGUGAAAGACGACACCCUUGCUCCUCCCACUGACAGCAAAUUACUGACGGAGCAUCCUGAGCCAGAGGAAGCCAAACUCAAGGACCCUGGGCUGGUGCUGACCCCCAGUUCCGGCCCAGCCAAGACUCCAGAGCCCACCCACUUAGGAAAGGAGCCCCCGUCGCUGCCUUUGGAGGAGCCGCGCCUUCAUGACGUCGAGGCAAGUUCGGCACCCGGCACUGAGGACACCCUAAUCAUUCACAAAGCAGGCCCUCUGGAGCAACAUGUGGGCACAUCCAGCAGUGAGGAAGAAGGAGCCGCAGAGCGGGACGUCGAAGGACUGCGCAGGCGGAAAGGCCGUGACGUGCCCCCAGCUCAGCCGGGGAGCCAUCACGACAGACGUGGGGAGGCCCCCGAGACCGAGGACGGAGGGCCGCCUGGGACAAAAUGGGUGCUGGGGUGCCUAGCCCUCCUCGGGCUGGGCUUCCUGGCCUUCUCAGGAGUCAUCUUUGACCUGGAAGAAGGUAAGUCUGGGGAGACCGGGGAAGGCCCUGUGGACACGCUGGACACCUGGAGAAGCUCGGAAGGAGAGGAGCUGCGUCCAGACACCAGUGGGAAGCAGGGCUGGCCAACUUCGCCCCCUCCAGAGCCCAGGAGGGGUGCCAGGCCGCCACGAGCCAAGGACGAGCCACAAAUGGAGGCCCCCAAGAAGCCCCAGAGCUUGGACGCCAUGGGGGUCCUGUUAGACAAGCUCGCCAAGGAGAAUCAGGAGAUCCGGCUCAUGCAGGCCGAACUGCAGUCCCAGAAGGAAGAGCUGCAGGGCCUGCUGCGGAAGACGGAGGGCGAGGCGUUGGAGUUCACCUCCCAGCAGCAGAACUUGGCGGCGGAGAACACCCGGCUGAGGGAGUCGCUCCAGCAGGAGACCUCUGCCCUCCUGGCCGUGCAGGCCGAACUACGCUUUCUCCAAGAAAAGCUGAGAGAAAUGGCGGGCGAGGCGGAUGGGGCCGGAACCCAACGGCACGGGGAAGAGGAACCCGCGGCAGGACGCCAGCGGGACCAGGCCGACAGGCCGGAGUCCGAACUCCGCCGCCUGCGCUCCCUGCUGGAGUCAGUUCGCCACGACCUGGCCAAGGCCUUGCAGAUAACCCCGUCCAGCGACGGGGCUGAGGGGCUGCGGACGGAGCUGAGCGCCAUUCAGCAGAAGCUGGGCCAGGAGCUGGAGCGCCCGAGGGGCACCAAACCGUCCUGGAGGGAGGCCCCGAAGGCCAAGCGAGGCAAGGAAAGAGCCUGGCCGAAGCGUCACGAGGGCCAAGAGGGGCCGAGGCCUGGGCACCCAGAGCUCAGCCCAGCCAAGGACCACCGUUCGGCCCAUAAGAUCCCCAAGGCACCGGACGAUGGGCCUCACCGUCCCAGGAAACACCAGGGCCCGCGGGACGCCAAGUCCGCUAAGGAGAGGGAGCCCCAGAGCCUCGGGCGGAAGGCCAGGAAGCCUUCUGAGCCCAGUGCAUUGUGGGAGAUGCUGACCCGGCACCAUUUCCGGCCUCCCCAGGGCUGUGCCGGCAUCGCCGAGUGUGCCCGGCAGGAGGGGCUCGCCCCAGUGCAGAAAACCGGCUUCCUGCAGGUGGUACAAAACUACCUGGACGGGCUGGGCUGGGCGGAGCACUACGGGGGCCUGGCGGCUGCACUGGAGGGCUUCUUCGGCAGCGACGGGGCUUUUGCCCACAACCGCACGAGCUUCGUCGACUUUCUGGAUGAAAUCGAGGACGUUCUGGAGGACCUGGCCCAGCUGCUGGGGGGCAGCGAAGAGGCAGUCGAUGAUUUUGAGGAGGUGGUCCUGAGACAACUCGAAGUGGCGCCAGGGGGCAGGUUCAGCCAGCGAGACGGCGCCCAGCGGAAUCCCAAGGAACGGCCGCGCGAGGGCCACGGCCGCAGGAACGGCAAAGAGGGCAACCACCGAAGCCAUGGCUAGAAGCACGCACCUGCCCGUACU